This is a messenger RNA of Stegodyphus dumicola, 457 nucleotides long. Its product is annotated as microtubule-associated protein 1 light chain 3 gamma-like. Lineage: Eukaryota; Metazoa; Arthropoda; Arachnida; Araneae; Eresidae. The record is from RefSeq and is a predicted model, not a curated record. Gene Ontology annotation, biological process: autophagy.
UUUUUAGCUACAAGAAAAGAGGAAGUAGAAAACAUUAGAACAAAGUUCCCAACAAAAAUUCCAGUGAUCGUUGAAAGAUAUCCAAAGGAAUCCCAAUUACCAUUGCUGGAUAAAACAAAAUUUUUAGUUCCACAAGAGCUUACUGUCUCUCAGUUUCUCACAAUUAUCAGGAACCGUAUGCAUCUUGGACAAAAUCAAGCAUUUUAUUUGCUCAUGAACAACAGGAGUAUUGCCAGUAUGUCCAAAACUCUUGCAGAAGUGUACUUAGAAAGUAAAGAUGAGGACGGAUUCCUGUAUGUAACAUAUGCAUCUCAAGAAAUGUUUGGAACAUCUCUUCCUGCUGUGAGUAGAGGGCAACGUGAAGAAGGAUCUGGUUAUAGACUCUUUGUACUGUCUCCUUGAACUUAAUUUGAUCUACUGGAAAGAAAGAGACUUUCAGUGAUAUCCACUGCCAAAA